Messenger RNA from Fusarium fujikuroi IMI 58289, 2277 nucleotides. Its product is annotated as related to fzr protein. NCBI's taxonomy places the organism in Eukaryota, Fungi, Ascomycota, Sordariomycetes, Hypocreales, Nectriaceae. The coding region runs from base 1 to 2277 and encodes 758 amino acids. The transcript is spliced from 5 exons. Gene Ontology annotation, cellular component: anaphase-promoting complex. Gene Ontology annotation, molecular function: anaphase-promoting complex binding; protein binding; ubiquitin ligase activator activity. Gene Ontology annotation, biological process: anaphase-promoting complex-dependent catabolic process; positive regulation of anaphase-promoting complex-dependent catabolic process; positive regulation of ubiquitin protein ligase activity. The record is from RefSeq and is a predicted model, not a curated record.
AUGUUUCGACAACCGCCUCGACGUCCUCGACUGCUUCCAAGAACUAGCGGGGCAGACUUGUCUUGUCAGUCGAUAAACUCGCCGGAUUCGGGCUAUAGCUCCGCAGAUGAAGUCUUUGGGCUCUGCCUGAAUCUUCGCAAACGCUGUUUUCCUUCCUUCGAUGGGCCAGGCCCGGAUGAAAUUCCAGUCAAAUCGCUUGAGAACCAAGAGCAAAAACCGCCAGCAUCGAGCAAAACAGGACUCGCAGCCGAGCCUCCCAAAACACCAGAAAGGCGUCAUCCAAAAGGGAAGGCCGAUGUGAUUUCCCCCUUUUUAUACUCGAAAAGCUCCAGACGUUUCCCUCUCCAAGACAAACGCAUUGACCCAAACAUACAGUAUCUAGACAGAUAUGUCCCGAGACGUGAUCCCAUUUCCCAAUCAUCCGAGAGAUACCGAACAACAAAGCAAAGCCAGGAUUUGUCGAGAGAUGAGCGUCUAAGGCGUGACAAGAGUGCCUCAGCAGAUCCCUUCGUUCUAAAACGUCGUGUGAUGGACCCCGAUCCCCGUUUUCCUUUCCGAGUUGACGACAGUCAUCUGGACAGAGGUAUAGCUCUUGGGCAACUACCACAGAACCGAGGAGGAGAUCGUCAAGUUAGUAUGGGAGCCAUGUGGUCGGUGGGUGGUCUUGCGCCCAAUGCAAUCGCUACCGAUGAUGGACAGGGGCAUCUCGUCAGACGUGGGACCAACGCUCGUGUGUUUCCCACCCUCUUCCAGGAAAGUCUUGUCAGCACGUCAGUCGAGAAGGAGAAGCACGAAGGUCGCAUCGCUUCGGCUCUCGACAUUGACCAAGUACGAAAGAUCCUCGAGUUCGCACGGGCCCAGCAAAUCCCUCGAAGCAUUAAACAGCACGGCCUUCAUGCGGACUUUAGUCACACAAGUUGGAACGGACAUCAGUGGGCAAACAAAGAGCAGUGGUCAAUUCCUCUUCGGCCAGCAAAGAGGCGUCUUCUACCGGCUACUCCAUUCAGAGUACUGGAUGCCCCAAAUCUAAAGGAUGACUUCUACUGUUCACCGCUGGCGUACUCAUACACCGCGCAAACUCUUGUUUUGACGUCGGUUGCUUUCUCAUCAACUCCUGGAGGCAAAGCUGUGCUUGGGAUCGGGCACUCCGACGGGAGUGUGCUUUUCCAAUCUCUCUUUGACCCACUACCACGAUUCGAGAUUCGCCAGGCCUUUCCUAUCUCCUGUGUGAGCUGGCGCCCAGUUUGUACUUUGCGACCUUCCAAAAACCCCAUGAACCUAGGGGUCGAAGUUCUGACGGAAGACUUGGUAGUUGGGGAUGAGAUGGGCAAUAUCUACUACUACGUCGUAGAAUGGCCGAUAGGCUGGGAAGUCACGCGGGACACUUGGCCCGGUGCAGUAUUGUUGGUGACCAAGAUCAGCAAUAUUCACUGUCAGCAAGUAUGCGGUCUUGCAUGGUCAUAUGAUGGUCGGCUAUUCGCCUCAGGUGGAAACGACAAUCUCUGCUGUCUUUUCGAUGCUGAUCAAGUCUCCGGGCGGCGAACUGAGCAAGCCCCUGGGGUAAAUGGUGUUCGAGGGCGUAUAGAGGCGGGCAGCGCGUAUGGUGGCAUUGAGACAAGAGUUACACGGUUGUUGAGCGUCGAUGGGGACGACGAUAUGCCCGCGAGGGCGUUCAGGGCACAGCUACAGCCGCUUCCGAGUGGAACAGACACCGUUCGGUAUCUUGGCCCUGCUAUCGCGAAGCAUCAUUGGAACCACGAUGCUGCUGUAAAAGCCAUUGCUUUUUGUCCUUGGAGGCGAGAGUUGGUGGCAACAGGAGGUGGCUCUAACGACAAGUGCAUCCACUUCUUCCAUACGCCAUCCGGAGCAGCUCUCGCAACUAUAUCAGUGUCGGCCCAGGUAACCUCGCUCAUCUGGAACACAACACGCAGAGAGAUUGCCGCCACAUUCGGGUAUGCUUCACCGGAACACCCCUAUCGUGUGAGCGUUUUCAGCUGGCCGGAGUGCAAACAGGUUGCAGCAAUUCCUUGGGAGGACGAUCUGCGGGCCUUGUAUGCCAUUUCAUACCCUCGAGGACCGACCUCUGAUGACCCAACCGCACCAGCAGGAGGAAAGGAAGGGUGCAUUGUUGUUGCAUCGAGUGACAAGAGCAUAAAGUUUCAUGAGGUAUGGUCGCGAGAACGAGGCGUGACCGUGGGCGCCACGGGUAUUCUGGCAGGAAGCGAUAUCCUCGAGGGGCUUGAAGGCAUUGACAAAGAAGGAGACGUAAUCCGAUGA